CUGUAUUAUUUUCGGAAGCUACAUGCAGAUCAACCUUUUAUGAAGUAACAUAAGUACAUAAAGCAAAUUUGCUGAACUUCCGUAUAAUUCCAGUUUAUUGCUAUUUGGCUUCUUAUUCAUUGUGCGUGUAUUAAAAAUUCCUCUUAGCAUAAGCACGUCAAUUAUAAGUACAUUAAAAUUUUGAGUCGUGUAGUAAUCGCAACAUUAAGUGACAAAAGUGGUAUACGCAUGAAACUGGUCAUAUAAGUAUAAAAAUUUUUAAAUGCAAGUGAAUCGCUGGCAGUCUGCUGAAUACUGGUCCGGCGUCUCGUCAACUGGCUUCAAAUAGCUGAAGAUGCUUCGAAUGGGCGCUAUACUCUUAAUAAUCUGCACCUGCGGUGCUAUGUCUGCGGACAUCCUGAUGGCAACACAAGGCGGUACAAAGUCUCACAAAAUACCUUUUUGGGAACUGGCUAAAGGACUUAUCGCACGGGGUCACAAUAUUACUUUUCUUAGUGGCUUUCGUGCAGAUUUUCAAAUUAAAGGUCUCCACGAGAUAACUCCAUCUGGUUUAGUUGAAUACAUUCAAAACUACACCAAUUGGGAUUUACUGGGCUCUCGAAUGGCUGGAGAUAUGCCCAUUAAGCCAUGGGAUGGCCUGAGAUAUGCUUUCGAAUCGUGUGACGCAAUGCUUCGGGACACAGAAACUAGAGAAUUGUCAACUCGAACCUUUGACUUGGCCAUAUUAGACGGAGCCUUCCCGGAAUGCGCGUUGGGAUUGGUGUACCAGCUUAAAAUCCCGUUUAUGUAUAUAAACACAGUAGGCUUCUAUACCGGUAGCCUCUCUAUUGCAGGAAAUCCUGCAAGCUAUGCCGUUACUCCGAAUUUUUAUUCUCGAUUUACGGACACGAUGAAUAUCUAUAAUCGGGCCAUAAACACGGGUAUGCAAAUUGGACAAAACCUUCUGCACAUGUACGUUAUGCGGCGAACUCAUCUUGUGUUGCAGCAUCAUUUGGGCAAGCAUAUACCGCACCCUUAUGAAAUGUCUCGUAAUGUGAGCUUUAUUCUCCAAAAUGGGCACGCAGUGGUGUCAUAUCCUAGAGCCUUUAAUCCAAAUGUGGCAGAGGUUGCUUGCAUUCACUGUAAACGAGCUAGAAAACUUCCCAAAGAUCUAGAGGACUUUAUUGGCGCUUCUGGAGUUUCAGGAUUCAUUUAUGUAUCGAUGGGCUCAUCAGUGAAAGCUGCGAAUAUGCCUGAAUCGCUCCGUCGCAUGCUAGUAAAAACGUUUGCCCACUUGCCAUAUCAUGUGCUAUGGAAGUACGAAGGCAGAGCUGCAGAUAUACAGGAUCUUACUUCAAAUGUGAAACUUUCAAGGUGGCUUCCUCAGCAAGACAUAUUGGGUCAUCCAAAAUUACGAGCAUUUGUCACCCACGGAGGCUUGCUUAGCAUGUUUGAGACAGUAUUUCACGGAGUACCAGUCGUAACCAUGCCAGUAUUCUGCGAUCAUGAUGUUAAUUCUGCCAAAGCCGAGGUAGACGGCUACGCCGUCAAGCUGGAUCUUGAGUCUCUGUCAACUAAUCAACUUUAUAAGGCAAUCAUGAAAGUGAUUCAUGAUCCGCGUUAUAAAAAUGCAGCUCGCUAUCGCCAGAAUCUUUUACUAGAUCAGCGCUCGACAGCCUUGGAGACGGCCAUAUACUGGACUGAAUACGUGCUUCGUCACAAGGGCGCUUAUCAUUUGCAGACACCUUCUCGAAAUAUGCCAUGGUGGCAGUACUAUCUUCUAGACGUUUUCGCCCUUUAUCUAUUUGCUUCCUUCAUCUUAUUUAUUUUACUGAAACGCCUUGAUUUUCGGACUGAGAAGGUACAAAGCAUUCAAGUCACGACGUAUACUUCCCCAAUCCAAUCGGGAAUGAAGCCUAAGAAGCUCUAACUGAAGCCUGCCUUUACAUAUAUGCCUAGAAAUAAGAAAGUUUUAAAUUGUACUGCAGCAGCCAAAGUUUACUUCAGCAAGCCUCAGAAUAGGAGCAAAUAAAUUUUCUUUGUUUUUUUUUUUUUGUUAAAUAUCGAUGGCAGCUAAAACCUUGUAAAUAUGUUUUACCUAUAUAAUUAAUUAAAGGAAAAGCCAGCCAAAGUUCGAAAAUAAAACUGUGCCGAUACAUCACUUAUAAAUUCAAUUUAGUCAUGGCAUACUUAUUUUAACAUACGCCUGAGGUUCUUUCAAUCUACGAAAAUUAAACGAAUAUAUGACGUGUUAAAAAUUGUAAA
Drosophila serrata is the source of this 2244-nucleotide messenger RNA. RefSeq names its product UDP-glycosyltransferase family 50 member B3 (gene Ugt50B3). NCBI's taxonomy places the organism in Eukaryota, Metazoa, Arthropoda, Insecta, Diptera, Drosophilidae. The record is from RefSeq and is a predicted model, not a curated record. Gene Ontology annotation, molecular function: UDP-glycosyltransferase activity.